Molecule: messenger RNA, 2961 nt
Organism: Cryptotermes secundus
Lineage: Eukaryota; Metazoa; Arthropoda; Insecta; Blattodea; Kalotermitidae
Product: importin subunit alpha-3
Exons: 11
Coding region: 275-1825 (516 amino acids)
Biological process (GO): NLS-bearing protein import into nucleus
Cellular component (GO): nucleus; cytoplasm; nucleoplasm
Molecular function (GO): protein binding; nuclear import signal receptor activity
Source: RefSeq, a predicted model, not a curated record
AUUUUACUUUUGCUUAAAGAAGCCGUGUUUAUGUUCAAGUGUGUGGUAAUUCUCGCUGUAGUGCUAAAUGCAGUUGCGUAAUUACAGAAUUAAAUAAUUGUUAUGUCUAAACGUUAUCUGCGAGAAAAUAUAUGUACAAAAAUUCCAAUAACACUGUUAUGUUUUAGUAUUCAGUGGUAUUUAACACAUAGUCGUGUGACGUCAUAGGAUAUUGCUUUGAGUGCGACACCGGCAUUUUGAACGGAACGAGGUUGGCCCUCGAAUUUAGUUAAAAAUGGCGUCCGAUCAACAGAGUAAGAACAGAAUGCAGGUUUUCAAGAAUAAAGGAAAGGAUCAGGAUGAAAUGAGAAGGCGGAGAAAUGAGGUCACAGUUGAGCUUAGAAAGAACAAGAGAGAAGAGACAUUGCAGAAGCGACGGAAUGUUCCAGUAGCAGACUCUACAGAUGAAGACGACUUUGAUAGAAACCUGGCUGCUGCAAACCUGGAGAUGUUAGUUGCCAAUGCAGGCAGUGACAACCCUGCUGUUCAGCUGAAUGCCGUCCAGUCUGCUCGGAAGCUCCUAUCCUCAGACCGCAAUCCUCCAAUUGAUGCCCUUAUUGAAAGUGAUAUACUUCCAAUAUUGGUUCGCUGCCUUGAGUGCCAUGACAAUCCGUCUCUCCAGUUUGAAGCAGCGUGGGCACUGACAAACAUUGCAAGUGGAACAUCUGCACAGACACAGGCAGUAGUAGCUGCUGGAGCAGUGCCCCUUUUUCUUUCUCUGCUCCUAUCAUCCCACCAGAAUGUAUGCGAGCAGGCCGUCUGGGCACUAGGGAACAUAAUUGGAGAUGGCCCACAGCUUCGGGACUAUGUAAUUAGUCUGGGUGUAGUCCACCCUUUGCUCACCUUUAUCAAGCCCGAGAUCCCAAUCAGCUUCCUGCGGAAUGUGACAUGGGUGAUUGUGAACCUUUGUCGAAACAAAGACCCACCUCCACCUGAGCAGACUAUUAAGGACAUCCUACCAGCUCUGAACUUACUGAUCCAUCACACCGAUAUUAAUAUAUUAGUUGAUACGGUCUGGGCACUGAGUUACCUAACAGAUGGUGGCAAUGAGCAGAUUCAGAUGGUGAUUGAUAGUGGAGUUGUUCCAAAGUUAAUUCCAUUGCUGUCGCACAAGGAAGUUAAGGUUCAGACUGCUGCUCUUAGAGCAGUUGGCAACAUUGUGACAGGGACAGAUGAGCAGACACAGGUUGUGCUGAACUGUGAUGCGUUGUCUCACUUCCCUGCACUUCUUACACAUCAGAAGGAGAAGAUAUGCAAGGAGGCUGUGUGGUUCUUGUCAAACAUCACUGCAGGCAACCAACAGCAAGUCCAGGCUGUCAUCGAUGCAGAGUUGUUGCCAAAAAUUAUUAGGAACCUUAGUAAAGGUGAGUUCCAGACACAGAAGGAGGCAGCAUGGGCAAUAAGCAACCUGACUAUCAGUGGUAACCGGGAGCAGGUGGCACGGCUGAUCCAGGAAGGUGUGAUCCCACCAUUCUGCAAUCUGCUGAACUGCAAAGACACGCAAGUGAUCCAAGUGGUUUUGGAUGGCAUCAACAACAUGCUCAAGAUGGCAGGUCCUCAGGUUGAGCAACUUGCAAACAUGAUUGAGGAGUGUGGAGGACUCGAUAAAAUUGAACUUCUUCAAAAUCAUGAAAAUGUGGAAAUCUACAAACUGGCCUAUGAGAUUAUUGAACAAUACUUCUCGGAAGAUGUUGAAGAUGAUCCCAACUUGGUGCCUCAGUCAUCUGAUGCUGGCUUCCAGUUUGAUCCCAACACCAGCAUACCAAGUGAUGGCUUUAAAUUCUGAUUGCAUGGACAUGUCGAUGGUUAUCGAUAGAUGUGGCCCGCAGCUGAUACCAAUCAAGUGCUGUGACUGAGUAGUUGUAUGAUAAAGACAGUGUGAGCAGAUCUGACACACAACUAAUAGUGAUGCCCCGAGAUUUAUAACAGUUGAGGAACAUAGAGGUACAACUUUUUCUAGCAGGGUGUGUUAAAAAUAGACCAUGGUCUUUUAUAUUAUCUUGCUUGGAAGUUGCUGUAUUUGCCCUACAUAUAUAAAUUUUGGUGCCCAUCCAGUAAAGAAGCAAGUUUGGUUUUUAAUUUACAUCCUGACUAUUAUAAGCUUUCUGUGCCUAAGUAACAUGUUGACAUACUCAGAUUGUGACAAAUAAGGUACUUACAUCUCAGAAUCUCGACCUUGUUGAAGCAUCAGCCUGUUAGCCUCCGAAAUGACUGAUUGUGUUAAUAUCAAUGUUCUCUUCUUGUAUAUAAUGUAAUGUACUAGAUGAAGUGUUUUGACCAUUUUCCAGAUCCAAAGCAUGUCACAACAUGGCAGAUUAGUUUUCUUAAAAAUAAAGUUUAAUAAACUCCUCAAGCAGGCUUCUAAAUCAUCACUACAUUACCCUCUCAAGCAGUAUUUAUAUUGCUCUGUAGUACUCUGUUGACAUACUGUACAGAUUUCCCAUAUUUAUGAACUAUCCAGCAGUUAAAUACAUACUGGGGAAAAAUGAAUAAUAGUACAAACAUUUUGUUACACAGUUUUGCUUAUGUGGUCUGAAACACAUUAAGAACUAAAGGAAGCUGACAUGUGUUGAGUGACAAGCUGAAAGACUGCUGAUUGAAAACAAGGAGCAGUUAUAUAAAACAGAUCAGGAACCAUCAAGGCAUGUAGACCAUGUUCCACUUCAUAGAGUUCCAGUAUAACUUAUCAGUGAGCAGCUGUAAAAAUACUUUUUUUAAGGUGCUGCAGGUAGCAUACCCAUAUACUACUGUUGUAUCAGCAGGGUACUGAGUAACAUGGGGAUCCGACUAGAUGGGUGAAGGGGCUAUGACAUUGGACACUUUCCAGGUGCCAGUUGGAGGAUGGUUGUUCAAGAAUGGUCACUAGUUUCUCCCAUUUGACCCAAGGAAGAUGUACUUAUUGGUAAUAAAUUAUCAUCUGUC